Molecule: messenger RNA, 2407 nt
Organism: Drosophila hydei
Lineage: Eukaryota; Metazoa; Arthropoda; Insecta; Diptera; Drosophilidae
Gene: Rbp6
Product: RNA-binding protein Musashi homolog Rbp6
Exons: 13
Coding region: 894-1787 (297 amino acids)
Cellular component (GO): cytoplasm
Molecular function (GO): RNA binding
Source: RefSeq, a predicted model, not a curated record
UGUUGGUUGUCGCGUUCGUGUGCGCGCACAAAAUCAGCAGCAGCAGCAAACGCAGCAGCAACAGCAAGCAGCGCAGCAAUUGCAAUCGAAUAAAGAAUAUAUAAAAAUUUAGCUAGCUCGUUGCAGUUGUUGCAAGUGAAGUGCGUGCCAGUAACGGCAUAAACAACAACAACAAUAACAAAAAAUAAUUUGUUUAUUUUUUGAGGCGGGCGCGCAGGGCAUUGUGUCAAUGCAAAAUUGACGAUUAUAUAAAAGUGCGCGGCAUUCAAUUCUAAUUACAAACAAACGGCAAAUAAAUAAUAUGUUGCCUUCAAAACAAUUAAAACAACAAUAGUUAACGCAACGUUUCUAAAAACAUUUCUCAAAUAAUUAAACUAAGAAAACGUAAAUUACACAAAAUAAGAAAAAACUUUAACUUUGUUAACCAAAAGUGGCCUGCAAAACGAAGCAACAACCCAGAAAUGUGAUUCAAAGUGCGCAAUGUAACAAAAAACGUAAACAAUUUUGUUUUGGAUAAACAAAAUAGUAAAUAAAGCCAACAAAAAUACAAAUAAUUAUACAAAUAAAUACCAACAACAACAAAUGGAACUCGCGCGAGCGGCCAUUGUCAAUGAUUAAAACGGAGAGUUAGAUUGAUAGCUCGCAACGUCGCCGUCGCCGGAUUCGCCGUCGUCUUAGUUAGCAUUAGACGUAGACACACACACAUACCAACACACAUACACCCACACAACCCUCUUCAAUGCAGCAGCUACAGUCGCAUCAACAGUUUUUAGAACAUUAGUCCAAAGCACACACAGUUCCAGAGCAGCCAGAGCUAGACAGCGAGCAGCAUAAACAUAGCGAGAGGAAAAGAGAAAGACCGCGGGAGAGUGAGCGAAAGCGAUUUAGCCACCAUGGACAUCAAGAUUGAGCAGCAACAGCAGCAGCAGCAGCAGCAGCAACAACAACAACAACAGCAGCAGCAGCAGCAACAAACGGAGCUGGGACCCGUUUCGCCUUCGGAGGUGCCAAAUGAUCCUGGCAAAAUGUUCAUUGGCGGCCUCAGCUGGCAGACCAGCCCAGAGAGCUUACGCGAUUAUUUUGGACGCUACGGCGAUAUCUCUGAGGCAAUGGUCAUGAAGGAUCCCACGACUCGCAGAUCCAGGGGCUUUGGCUUUGUCACAUUCAGCGAUCCAAAUAGCGUAGAUAAGGUACUCACCCAAGGCACACACGAGCUGGAUGGCAAAAAGGUGGACCCGAAAGUAGCUUUUCCGCGACGUGCACAUCCCAAGAUGGUGACGAGAACGAAGAAAAUCUUUGUGGGCGGCCUCUCGGCGCCCACCACGCUAGAGGAUGUCAAAAGCUACUUUGAACAGUUUGGUCCGAUCGAGGACGCAAUGCUAAUGUUCGACAAGCAGACCAAUCGGCACAGAGGUUUUGGCUUCGUUACAUUUCAAAGCGAAGAUGUGGUAGACAAAGUUUGCGAAAUUCAUUUCCAUGAGAUAAACAACAAAAUGGUCGAGUGCAAGAAGGCGCAGCCCAAGGAGGUAAUGCUGCCGGCAAAUCUGGCCAAGACACGGGCGGCUGGUCGUUCCGCUUACGAUAACAUCAUGUGGGGUCUGGGGACAUUGCCCGAAGGCUUUCCGGCAGCUGCGUAUGCUGCCUAUGCCGCUGGUCGCGGCUACUCGGGCUAUCCCAGCUUUGGUCUACCCUAUCCAACUGCUGGUGUUAUGGGCGUAAUGCCGGAGAAUCGUAUACUGAUCGGUGAUUACAUGGUCGCCCCCACGACAGCCAGCAGCACGGCCUAGAAGCGACUAUGACUAUGACUAUGAUCUAAACUGACAUUUGUUUGAUCGAGUAUUAUACCAAGAUCUGAAGAAAUAAAAACAAACAAACUUAAACUGUGAAAAGCAAACUCUAGAGCGUUCGUCAUAUCAAUGCACAAAUCGUACUCUAAAACAAAUCUAAGAAAAUAUAACUGAAAUCAUAAGCGAAGCAGCUCCAAAGACAUAUUCAUCAUUUAGGCGCCCCACUCACAUCCAUUGCUGCUGCUUGGCCUUGUGUUUCUAUAUCAUCACACGCAUACACUGAGCGAAAAUCCCGACUCACACACCAUUUGCUAGUACUAGAGCCCACUCCCACUCGAUACAAAAGCCUCUACAUUCAUUCCCAUCUGUGUUUUGGUUCUUUUAUUAUUAUAUUUUGUUUCGCUAGGGUUGGAACGGAUGUUGGCAGUACUCAAAUCCAACACUAGCCACAGUUAUCGAUUAACGAUAAACGAUUGUCAGAAGUCAGCAAACAGAAUUAGCGAACAGAAUCAGAAACUUGUCCCAAAAUUCACGAAUGCAAAGAUUUUGAAUAUAUAAAUAUAUAUUUUCAUAUAAACGCAUUCGUCCCAACCCUAGCCUAGUCACCCACUCUCUCUCUC